Messenger RNA from Branchiostoma floridae (Florida lancelet), 4317 nucleotides. RefSeq names its product FAD-dependent oxidoreductase domain-containing protein 2-like. NCBI's taxonomy places the organism in Eukaryota, Metazoa, Chordata, Leptocardii, Amphioxiformes, Branchiostomatidae. Bases 209 to 2227 code for a protein of 672 amino acids. Gene Ontology annotation, molecular function: monooxygenase activity; flavin adenine dinucleotide binding. The transcript has 10 exons. The record is from RefSeq and is a predicted model, not a curated record.
ACGCAGGCGGAAGUAAGUGUGGGUGUAAAUACUAGUAGUUAGUAGUUCGCGGAGCUGUUCCACAUUCUCAGAAGAAGCCAGGCAGUCAACACACGGUGACGACCUGAAGUUAUGAAACUGGUUUGUACAUAGGAACAGUCUUCAACUUAAGAACCAGAAAUCAGACUCAUAAGACUACAGAUUGAUCGUUCCCAUCUUGCCUACCAUCAUGGCACACCCUCAGCAUGCCAAGCUUCUAGCCAUCGCUCUGCUUGUCGUGGCGGCUCUCCCUCCAUGCCUUCAGCAGUCCUUUCACGACAUUCCUCUUGUCAGCGUUCAGUCAGGAGAAGACAUACCUGCCGAACCCCUCGGCAAGGAGGGUAGCGCAAAGCAAGGUUUUGACGUCUACCACGAUUACCUCGUCAUCGGCGCUGGCCUCGUCGGGGCUGCAGAUGGGGUCUAUCUGGAGCGGGCGGGACGAGACUACCUGAUCCUGGAGCGUGGGAUGGGCGCGGGAACAUUCUAUACGCAGUACCCGCGCCACCGCAAGCUGAUCAGCAUCAACAAGCGCAACACGGGCAAGACCAACAAGGAGUUCAACAUGCGGCACGACUGGAACUCGCUGCUCAGCGACGACGACAGUCUGCAGCUCCGACACUACUCCAAGGAGUUCUUCCCCCCGGCGGACAUCCUGGUGCAGUAUCUACACGACUAUGCCACCAAGCUGAAGCUGAAGGUGCAGUACAACACUAACGUGCAGGGGGUGUCCAGGGUGGCCAACCACUCCGCCAUCGCCAAACAUCUCUUCAUUCUGCGCGACCAGGCAAACCGCACAUACGCAUGCCAAACCCUGAUCGUGGCCACCGGAGUCUGGGUCCCCAACGUACCCAAGAUGCAAGGCCUGGAGCACACCGUGGGGUACGAGGACAUGUCGCUGGAUCCGGAGGAUUACGAGGGGAAGACCGUUCUGAUCCUCGGGCGCGGGAACUCUGCCUUCGAGACGGCCGACCACAUCAUGCACGCCACCAACCUGAUCCACAUGUUCGCCCGCAGUCGCGUCAGGCUGUCAUGGGCCACGCACUACGUCGGAGACUUGAGGGCUAUCAACAAUGGACUACUGGACACCUACCAGCUGAAGUCCCUAGAUGCAGUGCUGGAGGCUAACGUGGAAAAGAUGAGAGUUGUGAACGUCGAUGGAAAACUCUACCUGGAUGUCUAUGAUGAGGAUGAAGAUGUUCCAGAUGGGGAGGACGCUGAGAGUGACUCUAAUAUUCCACCCAAGAUCCCCACUGACAACUUCGCAGCACGUGAACCUUACGAUAUCAUCAUUCGUGCACUGGGCUUCAAGUUCGAUGACAGCAUUUUUGAUGAAACCACAGCUGUAGAGAUGGGACGGAACAGGAAGAAGAAGUACCCAACCAUCAAGCAUAACUACGAGUCCAGUAAUGUUCCCGGCAUGUUCUUUGCCGGCACCUGUACACACUCGCUGGACUUCCGCAAGUCUGCAGGGGGAUUUAUCCACGGCUUCAGAUACACAGCACGAGCCAUGUUCCACCUGCUGGAGUGGCGUAACCAUGGUGUCCCCUGGCCCUCCGUCAGCCUCCCCACCACCCAGCUGCUCAGUACCAUCGUCAAGCGGCUCAACGAAGGCUCAGGGUUCUACCAGAUGUUCAGCGUACUGGGGGACGUCAUCAUUCUAAAGAAUGGUGGAACCUCCUUUGUGUACCUGGAAGAAUUCCCCAUCCGUCUGCUGCCUGCUCUGCCUAAGGUCGCAGGGCACGACGGCGAGCAGUUCAUAGUGGUGGCGCUGGAGUAUGGCAAGAACUUUUCAGGCCCCGGUAAGGAUAUAUUCCGACCAGACCGAGCCACAGGGGACCCCAGCGAUGCUCACAACUCCAACUUCCUCCACCCUGUCUUCUACCAUUACGACAAACUUCCCACUGAAUCCGACAUGUUGGCCCGCCCAGAGAAAUGGAUCCUGCCCCGCCCGACACACCUGCACCACACCGUGGAGGACUUCCUCACCAGCUUCACGGCUCCCAAGAGUCACAUCCUGCCCAUCAGGCGCUUCCUGGAGACAAGUCUGGACACUGACCUCAGAAACUUCUUUGCUGAAUCCUGCUUCAAGAUGGCGCUGAAACACCGUAGCGUGCCCCGGGAGUGCCAGGAGCACUACAUGCAGGGCCAGGGGCUCAUCCCUACAGUCCCCAUACUCACACAUGCCGUCAAGUCUGGUCUGGUCAUGUAGGGCACAUGGAGUAGGCUUUCUACAACCUUUAAACUUUAAGCAUGAUUUCGACCAAUUCAAUAUUUUAGCUUUAGUCCAAACGAUAUACAGGCUGACUGGAUUAUGCACAAUAUAAGCAGUAGUAUUCAAGACAUCACAGGAUAUAGAAAACAGUACAAUGCCUUAUGAGGUGAUAGGAAAAUAUGAAAGAAAAUAGUGUAUUUUACAUGGAAGGGAAGUGUAAUUGUGGAGAGUUUGAAGUAUUCUGUACAGGUGAGGGUGGUUUUCUACCUUAUACCUGUUAUGAGAACUGUUACCAUAUAUGUAAGAUUAUCAUAAGACAUUACUGGUAUUGGUUUAUCAUAUUUAAGCUCAAGGUGCCAUCUUCUUUCCCUAGUUCUUUUAAGAUUAUCCGUAAGGGGGUUGGUAAUAUAUUCAGAUCAUGUUUUUGCACUUCUCAGUCCUACAUGUACCAAACGAUGCAGUAUGAAAGGGAAUGUAAAACAGAGCAAAUGUUUAUGUGCCACAAGGUGCCUUCUGCAAACAGGCUGCUAGAUCUUGCUGCACUCUGUCUAUACAUGUAUUUAUUCAUUCAAGGAUGUUCAUGGAAAGUAGUUUUAGAUGAUCUCAAGUGUUGGUUUAAGUCCUUAGAAGCUGUGCUUGAAACCUACACCGACAAUUUAGUUCAUAGGGAUUUUAGAAAAGGAUACUAUGCAGUGAACUGGCAAAGAACCAAAUAUCUUCAGGUACAGAAACAAGAACUCUAUGUAUUACAGGUGUUAUUAUGUAAAGGCCUAAUGCCUUUGUUUUUGGAGCUUUUACAGAGAACAUUCUAUUUUUAUUCAAAAGUGUGCUUUCAAAUUCUUCCAUGGUAAUUCUUUCAAUGUAUUCAACACUCAGAUGAAUUAUCAGACCAACAAACAGGUGUAAAUGAGAAUCAUACAAGAAAUUCUGGAAAGAAACAUUUACUAUUCUUUGAAGAUGUUUAAAAUCAGAAUCUCUAAACUACUGAGUAUUUGACAAACAUUCCUGAUAUUUCUAGAUUGGAUGUUUUUCAUCAUGGAAGCCUUUUGAUGAAGUGCUGUAGGGCAUUGGUGUCAUGAUAGGGAAUAUGAUCAACAUUCCGACCAGUGUAUAUGUAAAAGCCAGGUAGUGCUCUGAUAGUAACUGAACCAUUUCUGGUUUGUAAAAUCUAAAUCAGUUCAGUCAUAAGUUUAGUGGUUGAAGAUCUAAUUUGUUGAAUUAUAUUUGAUGACUUUGGCAUAAGGGCUAGCUGUUACAUUUGAUGGUAUUUUAGCAUUAUAUUGUGGGAACCAAGCUUGUAAGCUGCUUGCUGUAGUAUUUAUGAAAACAGCUAGGGGGUGUUGUUGACAGGAAAAACUUGUUUUGCAACUUUAGAAUUGUACUGAACUGAAUUUGGGGAUGCACAAUUGUCUACCAGUAGUUGUUUGAAAAGUGACUGACAGAUAUAGAGUAUGCUGUAAUUUCCAUUAUGGAUAAUCUUAGUACUGGACCAACAGGAGAAUUUAGGUCAUUCCAUUCAGGCUGAUUGUAAGAUAUUUUGAUGGUUGUAUAUUUUCUGAAUCAGUAGAGUUAUGAAAUUAAUGAACCAUGUAGUUGUAAGUUUUAUACUUCUCCACAUACCUUGGAAAAGUGUUUAGAAGAAAUAACAGUAGUGUACAAUACUGUGUGAUACCACAGGUAUAUACAGUAAGUACUGAACACAGUUGUUCUCUCGAGAUUAUCAAUUGUUGGAACAAAUAACAGUACAGUAGGGGACAAAACUUUGAAUUGUGCCAUCUUCAUGCUAUUCCAAAAGUAAUGUCUUUGUUGACAAGUAUUUUGAUCAGAACUUGUUAUGGUUUCAGUCUUAUCAUAUACCCUUUGUGCAGUGAAAUCUUGUAUUGCCACCGUGUGGUAUUUCCAGUGCUUGUACAUUCACAGUAUAUUCAGCAUAUCUAAAAAUCAGCAAAGUUUAUCUGUUACCUUUGGAUGAUAUGGUGUUAGUCAACUUCUUGUAUUUUUGUCUCCCCAGAAAUAGCACUCUAUAAGUAUUAUGACUCACGUCGGUUUUAAACUGGUGACUCGGGAAUAAAGCAUGAUGUUUUAUG